UGCUGAGUAUUUCAGAUAUAGGCAAUGGGUCUCCACCAGACUAUAAAUAGGCUUUCUGAGUCUGAAUUUGUCUUUUUUUUUUUUCAAUUCCUGUGGCAACAAACCACACGCUAGUUUGACGUUCUACAUUUUUUUAAGGCAUAUUUAAACUCUGACACACAUAAGUAAUGAAGAUUUCAGGGUGGAUUUUUCAGCAGAAUGUCAUUUGGUCCUGUUAAGAAUUGUCUGUUCAAAGUUUUGGAGCAUUUGAUUGAGAAUUCCUUCUUAAUGCACAUAAAGGCAGCUUACAAAUGAUUAGAAGAACUGAUUUAUCCUGAGAUUCAUUCGUUUAUUUCCUGUGAAGCCCGUACAGUGUCUGCUGCUUGUUCUUGAAUAAGGUAGAACCAGGCCACAGAGAAGACACCUUACUCGGAGCUGGGAGCCUGGCACACGCGGGCACUUGGGCUGCACGGGAGGCAUGGGCUGCGACCGGAACCGCGGGCUCAUCGCUGGGGCAGUGAUAGGCGCAGUGCUGGCCUUGCUGGGCGGGAUUCUCAUGCCAGUGGGCGACCUGCUGGUGCAGAAGAACAUCAAGAAGGAAGUUGUUCUUGAGGAAGGUACAACUGCCUUUAAAAACUGGGUUAAAACAGGCACAGAAGUUUACAGACAGUUUUGGAUCUUUGAUGUGCAAAAUCCACAGGAAGUGAUCGUGAACAGCAGCAACAUAAAGGUUACGCAGAAAGGCCCGUACACGUACAGAGUUCGCUAUCUGGCAAAGGAGAAUGUGACACAGUACCCUGAGGACCACACGGUCUCUUUUGUGCAGCCCAACGGGGCCAUCUUUGUGCCUUCCAUGUCAGUGGGGUCAGAGAAUGACACCUUCACAGUCCUCAAUCUGGCCGUGGUGGCUGCGCCUCACAUCUACACGAACUCCUUUGUUCAAUCGGUGCUGAAUUCACUCAUCAAAAAGUCCAAGUCGUCCAUGUUCCAGACCAGAACAGUGAGGGAACUGCUGUGGGGCUACAAGGACCCAUUCCUGAGCCUGGUUCCAUACCCUAUUCCUACCACCAUUGGCGUGUUCUACCCGUACAACAACACUGUAGAUGGAGUUUAUAAAGUUUUCAAUGGAAAAGACAACAUAAGUAACGUUGGCAUAAUUGACACUUACAAAGGGAGAAAGAAUCUCACCUAUUGGCAAAGCUAUUGUGACAUGAUAAACGGUACAGAUGCAGCCUCCUUUCCGCCUUUUGUUGAGAAGUCUCGAAUAUUGCAGUUCUUCUCCUCGGACAUUUGCAGGUCAAUCUAUGCUAUAUUUGGAUCCGAAGUUGACCUGAAAGGAAUCCCUGUGUACAGAUUUGUUCUCCCAGCUAAGGCCUUUGCAUCUCCAAUUGAAAAUCCGGACAAUGAUUGUUUCUGCACAGAAAAAAUUAUUUCAAAAAAUUGUACAUCAUAUGGUGUGCUAGACAUCGGCAAGUGCAAAGAAGGAAAACCUGUGUACAUUUCACUUCCUCAUUUUCUACAUGCAAGUCCUGAUAUUUCAGAACUCAUUGAAGGCUUAAGUCCAAAUGAAGAAGAACAUAGGACGUACUUGGAUGUUGAACCUUUAACUGGAUUCACUUUACAAUUUGCAAAACGGCUGCAGGUCAACAUACUGGUCAAGCCAGCAAAAAAAAUUGAAACAUUAAAGGGCCUGAAGAAGAAUUAUAUUGUGCCCAUUCUGUGGCUUAAUGAGACUGGUACUAUUGGCGAUGAGAAAGCAGAAAUGUUCAGAAAGCGAGUGGCUGGAAAAGUAAAACUGCUUGGCCUUGUGGAAACAGUCUUGCUCAGUGUUGGGGCAGUGAUGUUUGUCUCCUUCAUGAUUUCUUACUGUGCAUGCAGAACACAGAACGUGAAGUGAGUGAGAGCAUGCCAGAAGUGUGUGUUGCCUAACUAAUGCCUAUUUAGCCUUAUUUUAAUUCUGCCAAACUCAUACAUCGUAUGUUGGGACAUACAUAUUUCUGGACAUGUCUAGCCAAUUAUUAUUUCUUAAUUUGUCCUCCACUGUUUGAGGUUCUUAAUAUAAAUUUAGACACAAACAAAGGCUGAAUGAGCACGAGAUCUGUAAAUAUCAAACAGAUUACUGAACUGCACCUGUAAUGCUGAGAGGAGCGGUGAAAAAUGAUCUAAUUGUGACCCCUGUAAAAUUAGCAAAAAGAUAAUUUGGAUCUUGUUCAUCUCUUGCUUAUUUGUAUCUAAUUAUAAAAACUUACAAAUAAAUAAUUUAUAUCACUGAGUAGAAAGAGGUAUGUACAAUUAAACACUUUGAAGAUGUAGGUGGAUUGAGAUUUAAAAGGGAAAGAAAAAAAUCAAAAGACCCAAUAAAAGAUGGGGAUCAAUAUAAAAAUGUAUGUUUGGAUGAAGCAUGGAAGUGAAUUGAGAUAAGGUAAAUAUUAAACAGGAAGGCUACCUGUGGACAUGCUGGCUAGGUCUCAUGAACACACUGUUUGCCCCUGCAGAUCCUGUGUUGACUCCCAUGAAAGUGUCAUCACUCCUUAAAGACCCCAAGUGUCAGAUUGUUUGUACCCAUGUAUGGCUAAACUAUACAGGAACUGGGAGUUGCUGGUGUCUUUGUCAACAAAUAUAUUAGUUUUGCUGUUAUAUUCUUUGUUAUAAGAAAAAAUGAUUGCCUUAUAAAACUCUUCUUUACCAAUUAUUUGACUUACUAGGGUUAGAAUUACAGGAGGUAUGUUUCCUAAAACCUCAGUUUUGAAUACUCCAGAAGUUAUGUAUCUGGGAGCAUUUUGUGAACAACUGAAAAAAGUAAGGCAAUAGAUGCACAGGAGGGAAUAAAGUAUAAGACGGUAAACUAACGAGGACUUUAUCCACUGUGUCAUGAAAAGAACGCACCAGAGCUCCUUCUGAAAGGAACGACAUGCGCCCCUCAGCAUGGGAGGUGGUUAGGAUGUGGGAUGCCUCUUCCAGCACAGACUUACUCAGCUCCCCUUCCUUGUCUGUCAUUUGCUUCUCUGAAGAGUCAUAGAGCAGUCUGAAAUGUGUCCCUGUGUCCUUGGAUGGGAACAUGUCUCAUAGAUGAAGUUCAUCAUAGAACUUUUCCCUUGAGAAGUUGGGCUGCAUAAUGGAGAUCUCAUAUCUUGGAUAUAUAGUACUCAGUUUUUACCUUAUUACUCCUCUGCUUUCUGCUAAAUAAUGCCAUUCUUUCUGCUUUACAGGUAGUAAAUGAGUCUACAUUUAUGUAGCAGCUAUGUCAAGACCUUUGGUAAUAUUGACCGAUGACAUGGAGAUUUAAUAUGCUUUAUUUUUUAUAAAAUACACCCUUUCUUUUAGUUAAAGAAAUGGUGGUGCUCUCUCUAUAUAUAUUUUGCACGAAGCUGCAGCACUUUUUAAAAGGAUUAAGAUGUCAUUAAAAUCUAUACUUUGUACAAAACCAUCAUUCUUCAUACAAUUGAGUUGCUCUCAGUUUCUAGCAUGAACCAAUCAUUUCAUUUGGUUCUGAUUCAUGGAUUUGUUCCAUGGUGGUGAACUCAGCAGAGGCAUGGAUGUUCUGGGAAAACCCUGGGUCUCCGAUUCCUGCUUCCUUCACCAAAGGGCAAAAGGAUCAUAUGUGGACUGUCCCUGUUCAGUUGCUAUUGGCAGACCACAGGGCUGUCACUGCAUUGUCCUGCCUGAGCACAGAUAAUGAGAUGCUUAAUAAUGGAAGAUGUAUGAGAGGCUCUGAACCACCAUCAACCACCAUCGUGCACCAUGUCAAUUUCUUUCUUGAAUGAACCCUUUGUACAGCAGCAGUAGACACCAUAAUCAUGUUUUACUUCAUAACAAUGGUCUUGUAUCUUUUGUCACUCAUACAAAUGGAAAUCAUCCUUAGUUCGCUUCAGCUCCUCCUAUUGUAAAGACUUUGCUAUUUUCCAUGUUGUUUAGGUCUUCUGGAAGUCUGAAUAUAUUCUGGUCUUUCUACUCAGUUGCAGCUUACACCUGGCAACCUCAGAAUGCUGUUCUAAUAAAAGAGAUAUAAAUGAUGAUAAAGGAAUUAUUGUAUGGCUAUUACAAAGAGUAGAAUGUGCAUAAAAAUAUACUUCUUGUAAUAUUUCUUGCUUUCAUAGUCACUUCAGAAGGACUGGUUUCAACCAUUAAAAGUUUUCUUCCUAAAAUGCUAAUGUUUUGCCUAAUUUCUGUUGUAUUAUAAAGCAUUAACUCUAGUUUUCUGCUUCCAGUAUUUUAUCUGAAGUUGUAUUUCUUUCUGAAUUCCAUUAUAAGCACUUACUUAUAGGCUACUUUGUAAGCCAAUUGGGGAAAGAGAAAAAAAGAAAAAAUAAAGACAUUUGGUUUCAUCUUUUA
This is a messenger RNA of Heterocephalus glaber (naked mole-rat), 4311 nucleotides long. RefSeq names its product CD36 molecule (CD36 blood group) (gene Cd36). Gene Ontology annotation, biological process: lipid storage; lipoprotein transport; low-density lipoprotein particle clearance. Gene Ontology annotation, cellular component: cell surface; cytoplasm; caveola. The record is from RefSeq and is a predicted model, not a curated record. Gene Ontology annotation, molecular function: low-density lipoprotein particle receptor activity; scavenger receptor activity; low-density lipoprotein particle binding. NCBI's taxonomy places the organism in Eukaryota, Metazoa, Chordata, Mammalia, Rodentia, Bathyergidae.